CGAUCUGUGUGUCCUGAUGCAGAGGUAGUCGAGGACGCUUUGUGAUCGGAUCUCAUUGUAAUGUAAACGCAAUCCAGCCAUCGUAUCUGCAUUUACAGGUCAACGUCACACAAAACCCCGCCCACUAUCAUCUCCUCUCACUGAAAGCUGUCAAAAAUAAAGGAUGUUAGGUCAUGGAGCGCAGGUGAGAGACGCAUAAAUUCAUAUUUGUGGAGCAAUGCUAGCUAUACGCUUAAAAGUAUCUUAAUAAAUCGAUAUACAAAAGCAUUUUAACACUGCUAACUGUAUUUCAGUUAUUCAGGCAUAUGUUAUAUGUUACAACUAUUCAUAGUGAGAUUUAAUGGCAGAAUUCAGGAUCGUCGUUAUAAUGUUUGAGUUUCCAUGGCGACAAAUCAAUGUGAAUGUUGCUCUUCUUUCUGGUCAAACGGCUGUUUCUGUCUCAUUUAACACAUUUUAAGUUACUUUAAAACACGUACAAACCAUAAUAACAUUAACCAAAUACAUUUAGUCAGUGUUGGUUUUAUGCAAGGUUACUUAUAUGUGUUUGUAAAUUAUAUUACUUCUUACGCACUAUGAACAGGAAUUUGUUAGCUCUUUUAUUUAAUUAAAUCAUAUUAUUACCAGGAAACAUAACUAACAACAGUUGGUAUGGUUAAAAUAGAAAUAUACAUAUAAGUUCAGGCAGAGCCAAAAGCCCGUUAUUAAGGCAGAAUAAAACAGUGGAGUCGGUCAUGUUUCACACGGAUUUUAUUGUUGAUUUAAAGCAUGCGGGUGAAGUUCAGGUAAAGUUAAACAGAACAUUCAUCCGCGGUGCGGACGCUGUAAGGCUUUUAAAGAUAAGGCUUUUAAAGCUAAAAAAAUAACGCUUAAAAUGUGAACAUCACGGUUGUUGGGGUAGCUAGUUAUUCUCUGUUGUUGGCUUCUCAGUAGCACUGUACAAUACGGGAUUGCGGUUAGCGCGAAAACCCUAAAUUAUGUGGCUAAAGACAGCUGUACCCAUUUUGAUUGACAGCUAUUCAUCCAGCGCGCCUCCCCGCACUGUAUCCGAUCACACAUCCGGAUACAGAAGCCACUUUGAUGUGGACAAAUGUAAACGCGCCGUGUCCUGAUAUACGGAUGAUAGGAUCUGCGUGAACGGAUCACCGAGAUCGCAUGUUAAUGCAAAAUGUAAACGCAGCCGUAGAUGUAGGCUAACCUUAACUUUUAGCAAUGUGAAACGUAAUGUUUAUUAAUUCAUUUAAUAGUGCGUUGAUAUGUGCCGUGUUGUUUAUUGUUAUGGUUUGAUGCUGGUUAAUGUGAUCGUUCUGAUUUCAGCCUUCAGAGCUGCUGUCACUAUCUGGUCUACAGUAAGUGUGUCCCAGGGAAAUGGCAGAUCACAUUAUUGAUCAACGCAUCAGGAUGUACUACAAUCAAGGUCUAACACAGGCAGAAAUUGCAUUGUGCCUUUCUGUUAGAGAUGGCUUUCAGAUUAGUCCUCGUCAUUUAAGGAGAAGACUAGCCCGGUUACAACUUUACAGACGACGGUUAAGUGAUGCUGCUGAGAUUGUUAACUUCAUUAGCAACCAGAUAAGAGGACCGGGUCGUCUUCAUGGUUACCGAAUGAUGCACGAGAGGUGCAGAUUGGCUGGACUGCGCGUGACUCGAGACAUGGUUCAGGAGAUUCAGUCACAUCUUGACCCAGAGGGCGUACAGCAACGGAGAGGAACAAGACUUCGGAGAAGAUGUUAUAGUGUCCCAGGGCCCAAUUAUUUAUGGCAUAUGGACUCUUAUGACAAGCUGACUCCUUUCGGCAUUGGAAUAAACGGAUGCAUUGAUGGGUUUUCGCGUCAUAUAAUCUGGAUGCAAGCAAACUCUUCCAAUAGUAACCCCAAAGUAAUUGCAGCAUACUUUAUGAAUGCAGUCACGGGACUCGGGGGGUGUCCAAAAAUAAUCCGAUCGGAUUUAGGAACUGAAAAUGUUCAUGUUAAUAGGCUGCAACACUUCUUCCGAGAAGAUGAGACUGGCGUUGUGCAUGGGCCGUGUGUGUUCCAAGGACGCAGUACAGCAAAUCAACGGAUCGAAAGCUGGUGGGGGAUCUACAGGAGACAGAACGCAAGCUAUUGGAGGGACGUCUUCCAGGAGUUCCAGGCAACUGGAGACUUUAAUGGGGAUUUCAUAGACAAGGGUCUCAUCCAAUUCUGCUUUCUUAAGAUUAUUCAAAAUGAGCUAGACACCGUUGUGACAAUGUGGGACAACCAUCGCAUUCGACCAGGUGGAAACGGACACCCAAAUUAUCAUGGAAAACCAUGUUUGAUGUACAAUGUACCUGAGCUCUAUCAUACACAAGAUUAUUUGCAUCCACUACAGUAUGAAAGAGUUGGAAUUGUUCUCCAAGAGGACAUUUGCCUGUGGAAAACAGACAUUCCCUGCGACCAUGACCUGCAUGAGCUCUGUUUGAUGGUGAUGGAAGAAAACAACAUAGCACUGUGUCAUAACGCUACAGAGGCAAUACGACUUUACAAAGACCUGAGGCCUUUAAUAAGAGCACUCCUGCCAGAGCCUCAUCACUGAUGUUGUUGUAGCAUACAGACAGAUGUACUGUCUAUGGUACUAAUAAUAAUGAUGAUGAUGGUGGUGGCAUUUCCAGCAAUGAUGCCUCUCUAAAAAUUUACAUUUCUCAAGUAUCAUUGGCAUUUGCAUCCAUUGAUGCUGUGUGUUGAAAUGUUUUACUAAGAUAAUGUGAUUUCUGUGUAGUAGGCCAGAUUCAUAAUGUUGGGUCUUGGGACCAGCAAGGGCACUUAAAGGAACACACCCAGAUUUUGGGAAUUUAGCUUAUUCACCGUAUCCCCCAAAGUUAGGUAAGUCCAUACCUUUCUCAUCUCCGUGCGUGCUGUAACUCUGUCUG
This is a messenger RNA of Paramisgurnus dabryanus, 2884 nucleotides long. RefSeq lists its product as uncharacterized. NCBI's taxonomy places the organism in Eukaryota, Metazoa, Chordata, Actinopteri, Cypriniformes, Cobitidae. Gene Ontology annotation, molecular function: nucleic acid binding. The record is from RefSeq and is a predicted model, not a curated record.